Molecule: messenger RNA, 2857 nt
Organism: Anarrhichthys ocellatus (wolf-eel)
Lineage: Eukaryota; Metazoa; Chordata; Actinopteri; Perciformes; Anarhichadidae
Gene: prkacbb
Product: protein kinase, cAMP-dependent, catalytic, beta b
Exons: 11
Coding region: 392-1456 (354 amino acids)
Biological process (GO): protein phosphorylation
Cellular component (GO): cytosol; nucleus; cAMP-dependent protein kinase complex
Molecular function (GO): ATP binding; cAMP-dependent protein kinase activity
Source: RefSeq, a predicted model, not a curated record
GAGAGAAGGAAGGAGGGAGAGUCAGAGAGAGGGAGGGAGAAGGAGAGAGAGAGAGAGAGCGAGAGAGAGCAGCUGAGUCCGAAACAGAAGUGACCGCUAGCUUCAUGUCAACCGUUACAGCCGUUACUGAACUAGCAGGAGCGGAAAUCUUUACCCGGGGGAAGAAGAAGAGGGGGACACACACAGAGGCAGAGAGAGAGGGGGGGUCGCUUAUGAAGGGACACUCUGGACUGUAUUUCCUCACGUUUGAACCGACUGAAUUAUUUUUUUUUAAACCUAUUUUUCCAAGCAUCUCGGGAAAUAAGAGCUGUCGGAAAAGGAAGGUUAGCUAGCCACCGCCAUCUCCUCUCCUCUCCUCUCUCCUCAGUCGGAGCCGUGUCUUCCACACACCAUGGGGAACGCUGCCACCGCCAAGAAGGGCAACGAGCUAGAGAGCGAGACGUUUGUGAAAGAGUUUUUAGCCAAAGCCAAAGAAGAUUUCUUACGGAAGUGGGAAUGCCCACCACAGAGCACGACGUGCCUCGACGACUUUGAGAGACUAAAGACGCUGGGUACCGGCUCGUUUGGAAGAGUCAUGCUGGUGAAACACAAAGGAACAGAGCAAUAUUUUGCCAUGAAAAUACUGGACAAGCAGAAGGUGGUGAAGCUCAAGCAAAUAGAACACACACUAAACGAGAAGAGGAUAUUACAGGCUGUGAGCUUCCCCUUUCUUGUCAAACUAGAGUAUGCGUUUAAGGACAACUCCAAUUUGUACAUGGUGAUGGAAUAUGUUCCAGGAGGAGAGAUGUUCUCACACCUAAGACGAAUCGGAAGGUUCAGUGAACCACAUGCACGGUUUUAUGCCGCCCAGAUAGUGCUGACCUUUGAGUACCUCCAUUCACUAGAUCUCAUAUACAGAGAUCUGAAACCCGAGAACCUGCUAAUUGAUCACCACGGCUAUAUUCAGGUGACAGACUUUGGAUUUGCCAAGCGGGUAAAAGGCAGGACCUGGACGUUGUGUGGGACACCGGAGUACCUGGCGCCAGAAAUCAUUCUCAGCAAAGGCUAUAACAAAGCUGUGGACUGGUGGGCCCUCGGAGUCCUCAUCUAUGAAAUGGCAGCUGGUUACCCUCCAUUCUUUGCAGACCAGCCAAUUCAGAUCUAUGAGAAGAUUGUGUCCGGGAAGGUACGGUUCCCGUCCCACUUCAGCUCCGACCUGAAGGACCUGUUGAGAAACCUGCUGCAGGUGGAUCUGACCAAACGUUACGGCAACCUGAAGAACGGAGUCAACGACAUCAAGGGCCACAAAUGGUUUGCCACAACAGACUGGAUCGCAAUCUACGAGAGAAAGGUGGAAGCCCCGUUCAUACCAAAGUGCAGAGGCCCAGGCGACACCAGCAACUUCGACGACUACGAGGAGGAGGAAGUCCGUGUUUCUGUAACGGAAAAAUGCGGGAAGGAGUUUGCCGAGUUUUAGGAUGCGAGAACAUGGAUAUAUCAGGGAAAUAAGGGGAUCUUUGCACUCUUCUAAAGACUUGGGAUGGAGCAGAGACCAUCGUUUUGCAGAUCUACUACAUAGUCCCUUCAUAAGGCUGAAUGAGGUCGCCACAAUCCUUGGGUGCCGAUAACCUCUCACUGUCACGUACACCUGCGUAUUAAAGCAGACUCACCACUUUUUUCUUUUUUUCCUCUUUUUGUACCUACCCACCGUUCUUUAUUUUUUUUUUACUUUGAAGCAGUUAGUCUUGGAUGUUGUUAUCCCCUUUUAAAAAAAAUAUGAUAUUUUUCAAUUUAUGAGGAAACACUGAGACUACGGCCAAUAAGAGUCCACACAUUGUAACUGACUCGUCUACGGCAGGUUGACACACACACACACACACACUCGUGUGCGCUGUAGGCUGCUCCCUCUAGACGUCAGCGAUGUAUAUUUAAUGAUCUGUUACGAGUCCACGUCACAUUGGCUGUUGUCAAAUUCUGGCCAGCUUUCAGAGGUAGCAUUCGUCCUAUGUGCAUAUCUGUCCUUUUUUUAAGACAUUUGAACACGUUGAGUUUUGAAAGCAUGACCAAAUAGAAAACUUUUGGUGACACAAGAAGAGAGGUCCUUUCCUUUCUUUGCUUUUUGCAUAGAGAGCCAAUUCCUCCCCCCCCCCCACACACACACACACAGACGCAUCCAUCCACUGUCUCCUUGGUAUUCUGACCCAGGCACAGCAAGCAAUCGCAGAAAAUGACAAACCUUGUUACUUGUAAAAUGCAAAUCAAGUUGUUUGUUUGAUCCUUUUGGAUCUGUCAGUUACAUGUUUGUCAUUUGGUAUCUUAACUAUUCUUUUGUCGCUGUGUCUUAACAUUAUAGUCACAUUGUCCCUAGAUUUCAGGUCUGCUUAUAAAGACCCUUUGUUAUAGUGGUGUAACGGAUCACGGAUCGAUCCGCGAUCCGUUCGGAUCAGCCCUCACGGUUCGGAUCACGUGUGAACCGCGGAUCAAUUGAGCAUUUUGUCUUCCCUGUAACUUAUAAUGACGGAUGAGGGUGGUGGACAAAUCUGUUAUGGUAUGUAGGCGUUAUUUAAAGAGAAAGACGCACGAUAACAGCAAUACAUCGGCAUGUCCACACAUAUGAAGACACCAUCCCGUCUGUCAGCGACGGGGGACACGCCGUUGUGGAAAACAAAGGAUUUCAAAAUCUGGUUAAAAUGCUUGAGCCACGAUAUGAAAUCCACUCACGCACCCACUUCAGUGUGAAGCUUGUUUAGGCCUCGAUGAGAAGGAAAACACUGACUGCUUUCACCACGGCGGAGUGGAGAUUUGUGCUGCAGACACGCCCCCUCUGUGACAGUCACACAGACACACACCUGGGGCAGGUGCUGACAGAAGUAUCAGA